CGCCCAGCCCUGCCGCCCGCGAGGCCCCGCCGCGGGGUGCCCCGACCCCGCCGCCCCUCCGCUCAUCCACAGCGCGGAGCGAGGCCGCGCCCCUCCCGGCACGGAGUUCCCUGCUCUGACAGCAGAGGAGCAGGAGCUGAGGGUCGCAGGGCGGGGAGGGAUUUUUUUUUUUUCUCAGGUAACGCCGCGGUCACCUCAGCGAGGCGGGCGGGGCGCGCUGCCGUGAGGCCCCGCGUGACGUCAGAGGCGGCGCGACGGAGAGCGGCGGCACUCGGACUUUAAGGCUUCCAGGUACCUCCUUGUAAAGCUCCUUCGUUUCCAAGGCAAUGCCCAAAGUGAAGCGCAGCAGGAAGCCGCCUCCAGACGGCUGGGAGCUGAUCGAGCCUACGCUGGAUGAGCUGGAUCAGAAGAUGAGAGAAGCGGAGACUGAGCCUCACGAAGGGAAGAGGAAAGUAGAAUCCCUUUGGCCUAUCUUCAGAAUUCACCAUCAGAAAACACGUUACAUCUUCGAUCUCUUCUAUAAAAGAAAAGCUAUCAGCAGAGAGCUUUAUGAAUACUGCAUCAAGGAAGGGUAUGCUGAUAAGAACCUGAUUGCAAAGUGGAAGAAACAGGGUUAUGAGAACCUUUGCUGCCUGCGGUGCAUCCAGACACGGGACACCAACUUUGGAACCAACUGCAUCUGCAGAGUGCCCAAAAGCAAGCUGGAAGUGGGGAGAAUCAUUGAAUGCACUCACUGUGGAUGCAGAGGCUGUUCUGGGUGAAAGAGACAGACUACCUUUUGAACUCUGAGCGAUAUCACCCAGCACGAUGGACUAAGAGUGCAAUUACAGCUACCUUCUGUGUGAUUGGAUAUUUCUGUAUUGCAAUUAAAAUGGCAAAUUCACCUGGAUCAUACAUACAAAGGAUGUAGUUUUGGAGUAGCUUUUUGUGUAGCCGCUUAUUUUAAAAUAAAGACUGCCUUCCUGAGAGAGUGGGCCAAUCUUUUGGCAAAACUGUA
This is a messenger RNA of Phasianus colchicus (ring-necked pheasant), 997 nucleotides long. It is a transcript of the gene BUD31, whose product is annotated as BUD31 spliceosome associated protein. The record is from RefSeq and is a predicted model, not a curated record. Gene Ontology annotation, cellular component: spliceosomal complex; nucleus. Lineage: Eukaryota; Metazoa; Chordata; Aves; Galliformes; Phasianidae. Gene Ontology annotation, biological process: mRNA splicing, via spliceosome.